Messenger RNA from Rotaria sp. Silwood1, 1272 nucleotides. The record is from the annotation of a GenBank genome assembly. NCBI's taxonomy places the organism in Eukaryota, Metazoa, Rotifera, Eurotatoria, Philodinida, Philodinidae.
AUGCAACAACGACAAUUGAUUAUUUUUGUUUUGUUCAUUACAGUUACGUACGGAACACAGAUCAAUUAUUUUGAGCCUGAAGCAAUUUCAUCAAUUCUUCCAGAUCCAAUCACUAUUUUUGCUAAUUUAAUUCAAUUAUGGACUAAUGUAACAGAUUGUCCAUCACCAUCUUGUCAAUGUCAAGUAAUAGCUAAUGUCACUAGUGAUCAUGAUGUUUAUCCUGUAAAAUUUUUGUCUGACAAGCCAAAUAUAGGCGCUGCUGACGUUGAUGAUCUUCAACCAGAUACAUUAUAUUCAUUUACUUUAAGCUGUAUUGGAAGUAAUGAGACAAUCACACGUUACAAUCGUACAGAUUAUGGUCGUCCAUCAGCACCACAAAAUAUUACAGUUAUACUAAACUCUAAACGUCUCACAUUAUUCUGGUCACCUCCGUUAAAACCAGCUGGACCCGUUAAUAAUUAUAGAUUAAUUAUUGAUCAAUCUCCAGCUAUAGAUAAUAUACCAAACAGUCAAUUCUCUUAUAAUAUGAAAGAAGAUUAUAUUUAUGGACAAAAACAUGUAUUUUAUCUGCUAGCUUGUAAUAUAAAUCGUCAAAAUAUAUCAGAAUGUUCAAAUCCAAAUGAUGGUGAAACUAGUUUUAUUAUGUCAAUGACAACGACAUCUACACAAGUAACAAAUACACCAAAGAACGCCUCAUUGAAUUUUGAAAGAUUAUGGAGUAAUGUGACAGAUUGUCCACCACCAUCUUGCGACUGUGAAGUAAGAAGUAAUUCCACCGAUGACAAUGAUAAUGAUGCUUUUCCUAUAGAAUUUAUGUCUAAUAAGCCAAAUAUAGGCUCUGCUGACGUUGGUGAUCUUCAACCAGAUACAUUAUAUUCAUUUACUUUAAGCUGUAUUGAAAGUAAUGAGACAAUCACACGUUAUAUUCGAACAGAUAAUGGAUAUCCAUCAGCACCGCAAAAUAUUACAGUGCAAUUAAAUUCUAAACAUCUCACUUUAUUCUGGUCAUUUCCGUUAUUACCAGCUGGAUCAAUUAAUCAUUAUAAAUUAAUUUUAAAUAGACAAGUGCUACGUAAUAAUAUAUCGAACAGUCAAUUCUCUUAUAAUAUGACAGAAGAUUAUAUUUAUGGACAAAAAGAUGUAUUUUAUCUUCAAGCUUGUAAUAUAAAUUAUCAAAAUCAGUCACUAUGUUCGCAUCCAAAUGAUGGUAUGGCUACCUUUUAUAUGCCAAUGACAACAACAACAUCUACGCAAGAAACAAUUUUUCCAUGA